CCGGGACUCGUUGUCAGUCCGGUGAAGCGGCUGGAGCAGAGCGGAGCUACUGAGGAGAGACGCCGCACACGCGCGCACUUACACACCGGUUACUUACUCCCGUUACACUCUCCGAGGAUUAUAACCGACAUAGAGCCCGGAGUACAAAACCCACUUCAGGAAAUUACCCCCGGAGAGAAAGGAAUACGAACCAGCCUCGAGACGGAUUAUUAUUACACUUUAUUAACGGAAUAACGGAGUGUUAAACCUCCUGCGUCCGUGCGCGAGUGUGUGUGUGCGCGCGCUCGAGAGAGAGAGAGAGAGAGAGAGAGUGUGUGUGUGUGUGUGUGUGUGUGUGCGCGCGCGCGCGUGCGCUCGAGAGUGUGAGGUCUCGCGCCGCGCCGCUUGGAUCUGUAUGGAGGUGUAGAGACGAGCAGAGAAGCGGUUUAUGGUGAACCCAGCAUGGCUGUCCACACUCCACGCUACCCGAGCACAGCAGAACUGGAUGCCUAUGCCCAGAAGACAGCCAAUAGCCCGCUGUCCAUUAAAAUAUUUCCUACCAACAUCAGGGUCCCACAGCACAAGCAUCUUAACCGCACAGUGAAUGGCUAUGACACAACGGGUCAACGUUAUAGUCCAUACCUCCAACCAGGUGCCUAUCAGGGCCUUCUGGCCGUAGUCAAAGUUUCUUCAUCAUCAUUAUUAUCAUCUUCAUCUUCUUUGUCAUCAUCAUUUGUUGCUUCUGCAAAAUCUGUGGUGAAGAACGUUGAGGGCCGGCGGUCUAAGGUCUCUCCUGCCCACUUAGCAGUGGCUCCCUACCAAGUGGGCUUCAACGGGGCACCUCCAAAGCCCCAUGAGUCUACAACUCUUACUGUGCCACCCAACGUGACAGUUGCUGGGUCUGUCAUCCCUCUAGCAGGGACGAGGGGGCUAAACCUGUCCUCUCAGUCGAAUCUCCCAUCAAUCCAGAGCAUCAUUUACCAGAUCAAUCAGCACUGCCAAGCCCAGGCCCUCCAGCAAGUCUCCACAGUUCCCACGAACCCAAAUUCCAAUCCCAGCCCUUGCAAGCAAGGUGCCACUGCACUUGGGGUUUCAUCCAUCUCAGGGGGGAGCUAUAUGUCAAACCUGGCACCGCAAGGCAACGUGGGAUACUCUGGCACAGUACUAGCAGGACAGAAUGGGGACACAGCAAAGGUGGCUUCAUAUUCAGAGAGUUUGGAAUACAUCCUGUGGCAGAAGCAGCAGCAGCAGCAGCAGAAGCACCAAGCCAUUUUGAGGAUGUACAGCAGUGGAAGUGGUGGAAGUGGUGCGAUUAGCAAGUCGCCAGAAUCUUGUGGUCCAAGCAUCCUAGUGGGUGGAUCCCAGGCAUCGUGUUCCUCCAGGACGUUCCCGUUAAUGACGAGCAUGAGUGGAGGGGGCGGCCUCGAUAAACUGAGCUCCUCACCGUUGAACUGUGCAGCCAUGCAGGGGAAUUUUGCUUUGGGGCAGUAUUUUGCCCCACCAUGGAACAGUGUCAUGGUCACCCCAGAAAGUGACUGCUACAACCCUCAGGAGUUGGCACCAGGGACAACAACCAUUGGGCAGAAGGAGCUGGGCUUCCUGCCUCAUCAACACCACCUUCAUCAUCAUCACUACCACCAUCAAUACCAACAUGCACCUACAGACAGCUCAGGAGGCAUUUGCUGCGGUUUGCCGAGUAAAAGCUUGUGCAAUGCCUCUGUUCUCAGCAGCAGUUUGCAGUCGCUGGAAUACCUGAUCAAUGACAUCCACCCUCCGUGUAUUAAGGAGCAGAUGUUGGGUAAAGGUUAUGAAACCAUCUCAGUACCACGACUUCUGGAUCAUCAGCAUGCACACGUUCGACUUCCUGUUUACAGAUAGAACAAGAGAACUUUCCAAUCAAACUGGAGGUGGAUUUGUGGAUUUGGGGUCAGUUCUUGGGAUGUGUUGCUUUUAAACAAAUUUGGAAGAUCUGGAUGCUUCUAGCUGAUGACUGGGAGGAAACUGGAAGUCAGAGAUCCCGCAUGAGAAACUUUUUUGCCAACAGGGAUUUUUAUGGUUUUUUUUUCCUUUUAUCUUUCAAAUGUUUUUCUCUCCUUGUGAUCUGUUUGGACAGAAUACUGUAGGUGAUAAAAAUCUGUUUUAUCUGGCCUGGAACUGACUUUCCAUACGGUGAAGAAGAUUCCAGCUUCAAAUGUAAACACACACUUCUAGAGGUUAUCACAUGAAAUGUUGCAGAGGAAACGCUGUAGUGUUCUUUAAGGAUAUUCCAUUAUAUAAUAACUUAAUUGUAAGCAUAAUUAUGGCUAUGAAUGAAAAUUGCACUGCUUUGGAAAUCAAAAACAAAACCUUGCGGAAAGUUUGAGCUGGAAAAGUUCGUUUGAGUUUAAUGUAUUUAUGAAACUUGAAAACUUGAAUUUAUUUUUGUUGGUUUAUAUAUCUGUAGUAUAAGAGAUGUAUUGGCUGCUAAGGAGAAAGAUGUGUCUUAGUUUUUUAACUGUUUUUAAGAGUUCUUUCUCCUUUUUUUUUGUUGUUUAUCUUUUUUGGCUAAAAUCUAUUGACUGAUCAGGUCUGAACACUGCUUUUGUUUCAUGAUAAACUAACACUGAGUCCACUGAAGGAGCAGCAUCUGAUCAUAACACAGCUCCUGAGUUCACACAUAGAAUGAAGUACGUCACAAUAUAAGGUCCGGCUUUAAUCACACUUUGGUUUGAAUGUUUUUAGUUUUAUUUUUAUUUUUUUAAGCACCUCUGAUUGUUCACGUUAGUCUACGACCAAUAACUGUUUUUAUUUAAUCAAACAUGAAUGCAACCUUUUACUAUUUCAGACUUAUUCAGGAAGAAUCUAUAAAAAAUUAAUUUUCUUGGCUUGACUUAAGUCUUUUUUUUUUUUUUUCAAUAUUUGCUGCUUCUAGCACAGUGUUUAUACACUCCUCAUCACCUUCAUGACGUUCAGACAACAGGAAAUUUAGUUUGAGUUCAAUUUUUCAAAAGUGGUCUAGCAAAAGAGUCCGUGGUCAUCGACACAGAACCAUCUGCUUAUCAUUAGCAUGUGAACUCGGUCAGACCUGCAGCAGACGCCCUGAUUUACUCUUCAGGUUUAAGUGAAUUUGCUGUAUUCUAUCUUCGUAGAUUCUUGUGGUUCUGCUAAUUUCCCAUUGCCAAUUAAUCCUAAGGAGUUAUAGAAAAGCCAAGUGCAUGAAACAGGAGAGAAAUGCUGAAUCCAUCAGUCAAUCCAUUUUUAUAUUUUAUUUUAUUUUAUUUUUUUCUCCCCAAAAGAUGAAACAAUCAUUUUUCUCCAAGCCUUGAUUUCUUUCUCUGAUGGAGAAGAGUCAAGGUGUGGGGUGCUCUCUAGCUCUCUCUCUUUUUCCACCUUAAUUUGAAUCUCUCUCUCUCUCUCGCUCUCUCUCCCUCUCUCUCUCUCUCUCUCAUUCUCUGUCACUGUCACUGUCUCUUAACACUGAAACCUAUAUUCCUGCUGUGAAAGUCCCUGUGAAUCUGCUGCACUUAUCUGACAGAGUGGACCAAGUCAAUAGCAAAAAAGAGAGAAAAAUAAGAAGAGAAAUUGGAUUGAUGCCACAACACUCUGUGCUGAAUUAGCUUUUUUUUUUUUUUUUUUUUCCUCAGUCGAGUUUUAUUAGAAAAUUGAAUUCCUAAACUCAAGAGACAGAGAGAGCGAUAGAGGGAAGUAGAGAGAGUGUUUGGGUUUUUGCCAGAGGUAAAAAGCAGUCCAGAUUUAUGAAGUGCAAUUAUUAUGACUGUAUGAAGGGUAACUUUAUUUGCUUUUUCUGAGCUCAAACCAAAACAAAAAAUAAAAAAAGAGAAGUCAUAUAAUUCUUUUGUGAUUCUGGUACAUUCCUGUUGUUCUAUAUAAUAGUCAUUCCCUAUUUGUUUUGAGGUGCAAAAAAAAUAAAUAAAUGGAUUUUGAGAAUUUAUUUAAAACCA
Molecule: messenger RNA, 3920 nt
Organism: Tachysurus fulvidraco (yellow catfish)
Lineage: Eukaryota; Metazoa; Chordata; Actinopteri; Siluriformes; Bagridae
Gene: fam222aa
Product: family with sequence similarity 222 member Aa
Exons: 2
Coding region: 442-1857 (471 amino acids)
Source: RefSeq, a predicted model, not a curated record